Capsaspora owczarzaki ATCC 30864 is the source of this 1269-nucleotide messenger RNA. RefSeq lists its product as hypothetical. The transcript has 8 exons. Lineage: Eukaryota; Filasterea; Ministeriida; Capsasporidae. The coding region runs from base 88 to 1182 and encodes 364 amino acids. The record is from RefSeq and is a predicted model, not a curated record.
GCUGCGUUUCUGAGACUCUUUGUUCUUUUUGUUCAGAUCAGUUCCCUUUUUUGACUUUUGUUCAAUUUCAAAACCUAACACGCCAUAAUGGAAGUUCCAGUGAUCAACCUCGCGCCGUUCAUGAGCGACGCGACCUCCGCCGAAGCCGCUGCCGAGUGCGCAAAGGCUGCCAAGGCGCUCGAGGAGUUUGGCUGCCUCGUCGUCCGCGAUCCGCGUGUCACUGAGGCGGAUAACUCGACCUUCCUCGACCUCAUGGAACAGUACUUUGAGCAGUCUGUCGAGGACAAGAAGGCCGACGAGCGCCCUCAGUGGGGUUACCAGGUUGGUGUCACGCCCGAGCUCGUGGAGGUGCCUCGCUGCACUGUCGACCCAAAGUGCCUCGACACGAUCGCCAAGAUGCCCGAGGACGAGCGCGCUCACGUUCCGGUCGGCCCCGACCCAAAGUGGCGCUUUUUCUGGCGCCUUGGCGAGCGUCCCUCCGAGACCAAGUUUAAGGAGCUGAAUGCCGAACCUGUCGUUCCCAAGGCCUUCCCGCAGUGGGGCCAGGUCAUGAACAAGUGGGGCUCGCUCAUGAUGGAUGCAGUCACCUCGCUGUCUGAGAUGGUCGCUGUCGGCUUUGACAUGCCCAGCGACAUCUUCACCAAGCUCGCCAAGAACGGGCCGCAUCUGCUCGCUCCCACUGGCUCGGAUUUGGCUCGUUACCACGAAAAGAACACCAUCUUUGCUGGCUUCCACACUGACCUCAACUUCCUGACCAUCCACGGCAAGUCCCGAUUCCCCGGUCUCUACGUCUGGCGCCGCGACGGCAAGCGUGUCGAUGUUCGCGUUCCUGACGGCUGCCUCCUCGUUCAAGCUGGCAAGCAGCUCGAGUGGCUGACUGGCGGCCGCGUUAUUGCCGGCUACCACGAAGUUAUUGUCACCGAUCGUACACUUGAGGCCAUCGAACGUGCCAAGGCGGCUCACCGCUCCCUGUGGCGUAUUUCGUCCACAGUGUUCAUGCACAUUGCUUCGGACAACAUCUUGCGACCACUGACCGAGUACGGCUUCCAGGAGAAUGCCGAGCUGUACCCACACAUGCUCACCGGCGACCAGGUGGCCCGCGAGCUGUCUGCGCUGCAGCUGAAGAAGAUUGACAACAUCAACCAAGCCAACGCUGCUGCUGCCGCUGGUCAGGUGUACUAGUUCUGCCGUGUUGCACCUCUGUUCUUGUUGUGCGUGUGCCGGUUGUUUCGAUUGUCGUUCAAUGACACAUGUUUGACACGUCCAGCA